Molecule: messenger RNA, 1296 nt
Organism: Anneissia japonica
Lineage: Eukaryota; Metazoa; Echinodermata; Crinoidea; Comatulida; Comatulidae
Exons: 3
Coding region: 619-1296 (225 amino acids)
Source: RefSeq, a predicted model, not a curated record
CAAAAGUAGGCGCUUGUCGGCAGAUAGGGAUUUCUGUAAAAUGCUUCUGAAUGUGUAAAACUUGUAUUUUUACCAUUUUUAUAUUUUGAGCCAACCUUAACGAAAAUUUACUCUAGAUUUAAAAAAUGUUGGUCUUUUUAUCUAAUUCUAACUAUAAAUAUAAGAAAAUUACCAAAAACUAAGACACUCAUUCGGUUUUGACUGAAAACGGUCCGGAAACGAUGUUUAUUUUCUUGUAUUUCGUGUUUUAUUUACUCUUUUUGUGCAUCGUGAUUUACGAGUCGAUCCCCUAGUAUUUGGUAUGGUUGGAAAGGUCAUAAAAUAAAUAUUCUGAAAAUAGCUAUUCCGGGUCAAAUGCAUUAUUAUUUGGACCAAUGGCAAGCAUUCUUCUAGUGGGUUCUACCGUAAACAAAGCCCUCUUGUUGCCACGGAGCAUUGAGACCGCAAAUUUGAUUGGAUUACAGUAGUCACGUGACCCUCCGAAGCGAAAAAAAAUACUUCCGGAUAGCUCCAUUCGCAAGUACACGCUGUCGAGGAAAGCCUAUGAAAUUUUUGUCCGAUUAAUUUUACAUAAUUUCUAUUAAUUUUACUACUGAAUUUACCUGAUAUUCUGGUAACAUGGCUUCAAGUAGUAAAUAUGUGGCAGAUUUGUUGAAUGAUGCAGAAAAUUGUGGUCUAGCGGGCGUCGCAAACUUGGGCGAUUUCCUCACCGAGUAUUUUGGUGAUCCUGAUGAUGCUGCUUCAGUUGCUGGUGAGAGUAUCAUAGAUGGUGAUGACUCUGACGAACACUCAGAUGAUGAUGAUCCACAACCAAUGGAUAUGGACUCGGACAAUGAUGAAGCUUUGCGUGCUGUUCUCGGUGAACCAAUGAAUUAUGAAGUUAACGAGAACGAAGCCGAUGAAUUAUUGGAUGCAAUAGCUAUGGUUGGAGAAGCUGCAGAAGAGGUAGUUCACAUAAAGGAGCGAAAGUGCCACUGCCACUGUAAGCUCUUCAAUGGUCAACGAUGCAUCGAACAGUUUACCAAGUUAGAGUGCGAGGAGAUUGGCAUGAAUAUUGAUGAGAUGUCAUGCUUUGAGAAGGACCUUCUGAUAUUGGGCAUUAUAUCUGCAUCGAUCAACACCUCGGAAAACACUGAGCAAGCCAAGCAAAAGCCAGCCAAGAGAAAAUGUACCAGAAUGCGCUGGUUCUUCAUAAGUAAAGGAAAAUUUACUAACCUGAAGACAUGGUAUAAUAAUAAUGGAUUAAUACCGAGAAGGAAGAAAAGUGGUAAGCUUUUCAUAUUUUCUUUCACUUAA